This is a messenger RNA of Aureobasidium uvarum, 1410 nucleotides long. NCBI's taxonomy places the organism in Eukaryota, Fungi, Ascomycota, Dothideomycetes, Dothideales, Saccotheciaceae. The record is from the annotation of a GenBank genome assembly.
AUGACCGACUCGCCAUUUGUGCGCUUCCCGCUCGACCCCAAGGAACAACCCAUCCUCGACCGCCUGCUCGGUCUGCGCGACCAGCUCUCGGUCCUCAAGAGCGACCGCUCGUCAUACAUCCGCACCCAGGAUGUCUUGGACCUUUACAAGAGAUUGAUCGGAGAGGUUGAGAAGCUCAACGAGCUGCGCACCGACAAGCGUGACGAACAGAACAGGGUCGACACAGUCCUCGACGACUGUUUCCAGCUCGUCUCCCUAUUCUUCCUUACCAUCGGGCGCAACCAAGAAGCUCCCGCUGUCUACUCUGCUGUGUCCACAGUAAAGGAAGCCGGCUUCUACCUACCCCAAGACCUCGAAUCCAUCGAACACAACCUCCGAAAAUGGCGCUCGUCAGUCGAACGUGGCAAGGACGUCCACAGCGACUCACUGAUGACACUGCUCGAAGCACGCAUCGAUGUCUGCUACCAAACCCUCAAAGAGCUACAGGCUUCGCUGUCCCAACUCGACCCCGAACUCAUGGGCUACUACGAAAAGCUUGUCUCGAUCCUGCGUUCUCUCUCGGCUUGCAACACACGAUCAAAAUUCCCGGUCAAGGAGGUUGAAGAACUGGAGGAGCAGCUCAAGCAAAUCCAAACAGAAUUGAAAGAUGCCGGUGUGUCACACGAGGGCAGGACGGCCGAAGAGGCAUACGCCGAACGCCUGCAACAANNGCAAGGCAAGGUUGAUGAGCGUUUCCGCGACACAUACGACAAACUCGUCAAGCUACGCAACAUUCUCGACAACAUGAACCUUACCCAGGCCUGGUCGUUGCGCGAGACAGACUUGUACAGCUACCAACGACAACUCGACCGCAUUGACGAAUCUCGUGUCGAUGGCAACUUCCUCGACGCCGAAGGAAAGCCUGCUGAUCUACAUUCGCAAAGGGUAAUUCCACCUCAUCCCACUGUUCUUGGUGCCUUACUAAUACCUGACUCCACANNGACACUACUCUACCUGCUUCGUAAGAGUUACUCAUACAUCUAUCACUACAUCAUCUCGUCAGAGCCCGUCUCAGAAGCCUUGCUGCCCAUCUACAACCAACUUCUCACCCUCAAACGCUGUCUGCUCGAGGUAAAGCGCUCGGGUGGUGUCGAUUCUCCUCGCGAGCUGUACCCAUACAGCAUGAAGGUACGCCAAACUUACUCCUUGAUCUUUUUGCACAUUCAUACUGACCACGGCUCANNGCUUAAUUCCAUCGACAACAUGAAGAAAGACGGCAAAUUCAUGGUUGGCGACGACAUUCCCGAAGGCCAGGGUAGUGUUACAUCAUUGCUCGCCGAAUGUUUCGACAUUGCCUACGAUCUCAGAAACGAGGCCGAGGAGCGUCAAGACGAGGCCGAGUUGGCCGAGACCACCGAGUCCAAGGAGUAA